This is a messenger RNA of Lachancea nothofagi CBS 11611, 525 nucleotides long. NCBI's taxonomy places the organism in Eukaryota, Fungi, Ascomycota, Saccharomycetes, Saccharomycetales, Saccharomycetaceae. The record is from the annotation of a GenBank genome assembly.
AUGAACGGACAGUCCCAAGCCGUAGAGGCUUUUGUCAAGAAAACAUUCACGUUCCUGGACGAGACGGACUCGCAGCAAUUGGCGCCGUUUCUGCAAUGCUUCGAUCCGGCCGCCAGCAAGAUCAUAGUCAACGCGAACCCGUUUGCUCAGGCCGCGCUGUUUCUCGAGACCUGGCAGCGCGCCGUCGUGCAGACCCAGCACGUUCUGACGGGACUCGACUACCACGUGAUCCCGGGCACCGGCACCACCGUCUGUAGCGUGAACGCCAAAGUGCGGUUCGACGAGAGUGGCAAGGACAAGAUGGGCCAGGACGCGGUGCUGGUGCUGGACACGGGCGCGGUUCCUGGAGCUCCCUUGGCCGCCGCUCCCACGGCCAAACACCGGCCCCUAUGGGGGCCGUACUUCGGCACCUCCGUCCAGCUCGUGCUGGACGACAGGGUUUUCAACGGCGACCACAACUGCGUGAUAGCCAGCUUCAACUACACCAUGGUCUACAAGCCGGACGACUCGCUGAUGGCGCUGUGA